CACUCUCUCUCCAUAUAAGUGAUGAUAUAACUAAAGGACAAUAGAGACAGAGAGAAAAAGGAGCAUAGAAACCCCAAGCUGCUCAGCUUACCAAAAAGCCAUUUCUUUCUUCCUUCCCAUACACAAGCCUCAACCUCAACCUCAGCCUCAAGAAGAAGAAGAGGAAGAGGCGCUUCUCAGCAGAAAGGCCAGCAAUGACCCUCUCGCAAAACUGACUGGCCUGGAAUUGUAACCACAUGCUAUUGGGAGCUGUAAUUUGUCGAAAUAUCAGAUUAUUCGUCUGACUUGUAGUAGCUGAAGAUGAGUUGGAACCCGCAUAUGGGAGUUCAUUACCCCUACAACAGCUGUCCCUAUAGCACGGUGGGUAGCUUUAUGGACUAUGUUGAAGGCCUCACCUACGAACAUGUGAACUUUAUUUUUUCAGGGGAUUCACAUGCUCAGGAGAGCACUUACCCAUCAAUGAAUACGAACUAUUACAAGUUUGGGUUAACUGAACCUGGGAAUACUUCAUAUUAUGAUCUUGGUUUUCGUCAUUCCUAUGAGUUCAAUGAUCCUAUCUCAAGAAGUGGUGAAGAAACAAGGCCUUUGCAGUACUCUUCAACUAUUCCUAAUGAACAGAAUGUGGCAAGGGAUCCACCAUGCGAAGGAAGUGCAAACACUUCCACAUGUGACAACCCCAGAGAAUCCCCUCGAAGAUAUCAGAACUCCCAGGAUUAUCAGGUUAUUUUGGAAGACAACAUUGACCCUGAUAGCAUGACUUACGAGGAAUUACUAGAAUUAGGUGAGGCAGUUGGAACUGAAAGCCGAGGUCUUACCCAAGAUAUGCUUUCUUUGCUUCCAAUCUCGAAGUACAAGUGCAGCUUUUUCUCAAGAAAGAAAUCACGGAGUGAGAGGUGUGUGAUUUGCCAGAUGGAAUAUAAACGAGGGGAUCGGCAGAUCACUCUGCCGUGCAAACACCUCUAUCAUGCUGGAUGUGGAACCAGAUGGCUUAGCAUGAACAAGGCUUGCCCAAUAUGCUACACAGAGGUAUUUGGUAAUGGAUCGAUGAGCAAGAAGUAGUUCUGAUUUUUAAGAAGAGGAGCCUUCAUAUACUGUUCUUUUCUCUUCAAAUUUGGUUUAUAUAGAGAUGUUUUUCCUUUAUUGUCCACGCUGUUUUUAGAAGCACUUGGUUAGGGUAGUGUUUGGAAGCAUGAAAUUACUUCUUUCAUAAUUUGUCUGAUUUCUAUGGUGCUGAUCCUAGAAACAAAAUCUUAGCUUCUGAUUUUGAACAUAUUACUAAAAUAGGAAGAUUACCUUUUCCAGAAA
Rosa chinensis is the source of this 1305-nucleotide messenger RNA. Its product is annotated as E3 ubiquitin-protein ligase BIG BROTHER. The transcript is spliced from 9 exons. The record is from RefSeq and is a predicted model, not a curated record. Gene Ontology annotation, molecular function: ubiquitin-protein transferase activity; ubiquitin conjugating enzyme binding. NCBI's taxonomy places the organism in Eukaryota, Viridiplantae, Streptophyta, Magnoliopsida, Rosales, Rosaceae. Gene Ontology annotation, biological process: negative regulation of organ growth; protein ubiquitination. The coding region runs from base 301 to 1059 and encodes 252 amino acids.